AUGACUUCCUCAGGUUCCUCCAAUAUUAGCACUGGCUUAGACGGCUCUGGGUCGGACCGUAGUUCACCUGAUGUCAUGUGGCUCGGCACGACCUUUGGUUCUGGUUUAUCGCCUCAUGGUUUCCGCCUCCGUCAGUCUUUUUUCGACAUCCUGGGCCUACCACCUGCUUUGCCAACGCCCGAAGCCGUGAAUCAUGUGGAUCCACGACUCCGAACCAAUGGCACGCCUGAAAACCACGGUAUAGGCGAAAGAUCCCCCAGUCCAGCUCGAGAAGUCAACAUAAGUCCUCGAGCGCAGAGGGAAAUUGAGAGACAGGAAGAAUACAAUCGCACUCGCAAGUCUCGAGAGGCCCUUCGCCGUAUCAUCAAGACAGUUCAAGAUAAGCGCCGUGAGGAAUUUCGCGUACUUCGGCAGGCUCUCUACCAAAUCUACCAUUACGACGGACCCUUCCUCAAGAAACCCGGUGAGAAAGCGGCGGCUGGUCGAUUGAUACGUACUGGAGGACUAGCUUCGGAAUUUGUCAAUGUUUUUGAUGACCAAGCAAAAUGGGAAUAUCUUCAAAUGAGAGUAGAUGCUAUUUAG
Molecule: messenger RNA, 582 nt
Organism: Melampsora larici-populina 98AG31
Lineage: Eukaryota; Fungi; Basidiomycota; Pucciniomycetes; Pucciniales; Melampsoraceae
Exons: 3
Coding region: 1-582 (193 amino acids)
Source: RefSeq, a predicted model, not a curated record